Messenger RNA from Osmerus eperlanus (European smelt), 2028 nucleotides. RefSeq names its product pbx/knotted 1 homeobox 1.2 (gene pknox1.2). Gene Ontology annotation, molecular function: RNA polymerase II cis-regulatory region sequence-specific DNA binding. Bases 160 to 1467 code for a protein of 435 amino acids. Gene Ontology annotation, biological process: angiogenesis; regulation of transcription by RNA polymerase II. The transcript has 11 exons. The record is from RefSeq and is a predicted model, not a curated record. NCBI's taxonomy places the organism in Eukaryota, Metazoa, Chordata, Actinopteri, Osmeriformes, Osmeridae.
UGAGAAAAAUAGUCGACGUGCCCGUACGUAAUGACGACACAAGAAAACUGCGGCCCGCGAUUGCAGCAGCGCCUUGUCAGCGUGACGAAGAUUGGCACCCAGGACUAUAGGUGUCCUGGACUGGCAUGAGAGAGAGUUGGCAUCGCUGGAGACACUGAGAUGGCAGAGCAACUGGUUGCUAUGGAGGACUACCCCCAGGUCGACCAGAUCCUAGUCAUGGGUGUGGGAGAAGAGAUGGAAGGGCAGGAGGAGAGGAGUGUGGCGGAGGAGAGGACAGAAGGAGCAGAAGGAAUCUCCUCCUCCCCUCACACCCAGACCCCCAUGGAAGCGGACAAAUCAAACAUCUACAGACACCCCCUGUUCCCCCUCUUGGCUCUCAUGUUUGAGAAGUGUGAGCAGUCCACUCAGACGCCAGAGUGUGUAAGCUCCGCCUCCCUUCGCACCGACCUCGACAACUUCCUGAUCAGUCACAGGAAGGAGAGCUCCACCGCCAACAGCCUGGACCCUGACACCGACACCCUGAUGGUGGGGGCUCUGCAGGUGUUGCGUAUCCACCUGCUGGAGCUGGAGAAGGUCAGUGACCUGUGUAAGGACUUUUGCUCGCGCUACAUCGCCUGCCUGAGGACCAAGAUGAACUCUGACACCCUGCUGGGGGCGGAGCCGGACAAUCCAGACUCUCCUGGACACACACAGAACACCAGCCCUAGUUCAGGAACCCUCAGUCCACAUGGCAUCAUGGUCCCAGCCUCGGCCCUGCAGCAUGGCAACUUCACCGUGGCGACAGUCAACCCCACCCAGAUGGUUACAGCAGGUGGAACAGUGUACCAGCCCAUCACAGUGGUCACCCCUCAGGGUCAGGUGCUGGCGCAAGGCCUCUCCCCCGGAACCUUGCGCUUCCAGAAAACACAGCUGCAGGUGCAGCUGAGCCAGGACCUGAGUUUCUACCCCCAGCAGCAACAGCAUGAGGAGGAGAGCAGCCGGAGCAAGAGAGGAGUUCUACCCAAGCAGGCCACCAACGUCAUGAGGUCUUGGCUCUUCCAGCACAUCGCUCAUCCUUACCCAACAGAGGAAGAGAAGAAGCAGAUAGCUAUCCAGACCAACCUCUCCCUCCUACAGGUCAACAACUGGUUCAUCAAUGCCAGGAGGCGGAUCCUCCAGCCCAUGAUUGACAGCAGCUCCUCUGACACACCCAAGAGCAGAAAACGGGCCAAUCAGAGCCGGCCAACACAGCGCUUCUGGCCUGACUCCAUCGCCACAGCAACUGGUCUCCCCCAGGCGAUGGAGGAACAGGAUGACAACGUUGCCAUGGUAACGAUGGGUGUGAGCGUGGAGGAGCUGCAGAGCCUCUCGUCGGACGGCGCCACACUCGCCAUGCAGCAAGUCAUGCUGGGAACUCACAGUGAGGAAGAGGAGGAUGAUGAUGAUGAAGAGGAGGAGGAGGAGGGAGGCAUAGCUGGACUGGGCUGAUGGGAUCUCUCGAAUUCUGUCCUACUGUCGCUCUCCCACUUUCUCUCUCUCUCUCUCUCUCUCUUGCUCUCUGACCCUCUCGCUCUCUCUCACCCUUUUUCUCCUGCAUGCCUGUUUGAACGAUGUGUUUACCUUCUUCACACAGUCCCAGACUGUCCUAACACCUACACUAGCUGACUAUCUAGUACACACCAGAUAUUUACACUAGCUGACUAUCUAGUACACACCUAACACCUACACUAGCUGACUAUGUAGUACACAUCAGACAUUUAUACUAGCUGACUAUCUAGUAGUACACACUUGACAUUUACACUAGCUGACUAUCUAGUACACACCAGACAUUUAUACUAGCUGACUAUCUAGUACACACCAGACAUGUAUACUAGCCACCUAGUUCAGAGCAGUGCUGGUGUGAGGGGUUGGGACAGAUCAGACUGGGUUGCAUAUUUUUAUAUCUCAGACUUGGCAGGAACUUGUUUAUAGUUUCUCUGUUUGCAUUUCAUCAUGGCCCCUUUGUCUCUGCUGGAUUUAUCAAAUAAUAAAAUAACAAUGUUUGUCUGA